Molecule: messenger RNA, 895 nt
Organism: Mytilinidion resinicola
Lineage: Eukaryota; Fungi; Ascomycota; Dothideomycetes; Mytilinidiales; Mytilinidiaceae
Exons: 2
Coding region: 113-532 (139 amino acids)
Source: RefSeq, a predicted model, not a curated record
GUCGCCUCAGGACACAGAAGGUUCGAUUAUACCAGCGGCCGCCUAAGGACACAGCUAGUUACCGUAGGUGAGCCAGAAGAACCUCUCCACUUGCCAUGUAAUUCAACCCACUAUGAACCCUUCAAAAAUCUCAACACGAUGGGAAGGUCGUUCGUUCCACCACAAAAUCAGUAUUCCCUUUUCCUACACUCCUCUUAACUACCCGCGAGGGUCCUCCCUACAUCGCCAUUCCACCCGCAAAACCAUCGCAUUCACCAUGCGACAUCGACGACACCCGCACACCCCCUCCCAAGUUCGAACCUCCAGCCCUUCAACAUCCCUCGUCCACAUCUCCAGCGCCCUGCCUUACUCCGAAAGACAGAACUCCGAUUCACGACCUCGAGCACGUGGUGGCAUCCACCUCGUAAACUCCCUCAAUCCCCCCCCCGAGGGUGCCUCAGCACGCCACACACACACACGCGCGCGCAGCGAGGUUACGGCUCCAGCCCAAUUUGCAGGUUCUAGCAGCUUUCCUAUAGCUGUAAGGCUGUGAGGUCCGAUUCACGACAUCACGAACGUGACAUGCACUUCUAAAAAAAAAAAAAGAUGCGUCUUCAUGGGGUGCCCCAAUAUACGACACACUUGCGCAGCGAGGUCGAAGUUAUAGUUAGCUCGAUAUUGAAGGAGCUACACGUAUACAGCGUCUAGGAAUACAAGCGGUCAAAUUCAGGACCUCAACAACGCUAACUACGUUCAUGGCUUAGAAAGAAUCCAACUACCUUGGGCCGCCUUGAUACCCCGGCGUGCGCUUGGCAACCAACGUAGAACUGGUACGGACAAGGGGAAUCUGACUGUCUAAUUAAAACAGAGCGCCGCUCAAUUACACAGUCUAAUCCAUGAAUUUAGUUUUCUUUAG